Messenger RNA from Symbiodinium sp. CCMP2456, 1509 nucleotides. The record is from the annotation of a GenBank genome assembly. NCBI's taxonomy places the organism in Eukaryota, Dinophyceae, Suessiales, Symbiodiniaceae.
AUGGCUGGCAGCGACCUUGACUCCGACCUCAUGACAUUCCUCAUGACCAGUCACAGCAAUAUGCCUGCAGCCCCACUGAAUCCUGACGACGAAGUUGGUGCCUCACGCCCCAAAUCCGCCGCGAGCCUGGCAAGAACACUCACGCCAACGCCGGUGAGGAGGCAGCUAUCGGUACUGUCCGACGCCAGUACUCAGGUCUUGGGAGGUGCUUACAGACGGGGGGCUACUUUGGACUCGAAUAUGGGCCUCACCCCCCAGACGGAUUCAAAGCCACCUCGUUCUCAGAUUGUUGAGGUGAGCCCAGCCCCGAGCACCCAGAAAUGUGACGAUCCUGAGCUGGAGCAUGAGAUUGAUGUGGUGUCCAAGAAGCUGGAGACCGAGCUCAAGCUGCAGAAACAGGAUCCGAAGAAGGGUGCUGGGAAGACCCCGGCCAAGACUGAAGAGCCCAACAAGGAGCCGGCCAAAGGAUCCGUCGCAGCAGCCGUCAAGGCUGCCGUGAAAACCUCGGAGGCCAAGGGGAAGCAGGUAACCGUUCCUCCGGAGGGGAAGAAGAAUUCGGGGAAACCCAAGAAGACGUCCCCGAAGAAAACCUCAAAGGACAAGGGUUCAAAGGGUGAUUCGGCAGACGAACGCAAGGAUUCCAAAGGUGGUUCGGCAGACGAAGACGAGGAUUCCAAGGGUGGUUCGGCAGAUGAGCACGAGGAUUCCGAGGGUGGUUCGGCAGACAAGCAGGACGAUGGUUUGCCAGACGAGGAGCAGGGCAAGACAUCCAAGCAAAGCCCGAAAUCGACAGCGCCCAAGAACAAGGCGACCCCAAAGGCAAAGUCAUCGAACUCGAAGAAGAACGAUGGCAAGAAGGGCAAGAAUAAGAUCGAGGGCGGGGCGACUUCCUCGAGUGGCAAGAGGCCGGUUGAGGAGCCGCAGCCAAGGAAGCAGACGGCACUCACCGAAGGAUGGAAGAAGUUCUCCCAGGACUAUUUUCGCGAGCACAAGCACGAAGGCAAGAAGCUGGGCCAGCUCAUGAAAGAAGCCGCCGAGCAGUGCCCGAUGAAGGACCCGACGAACCUCAUCUGCGCCUGGCACAGCGACUCCGAUCCUGUGGUUUUCGAGACGGCUGAGGGCCGCCGAUUGAAGGAUGCUGACAUCUCGAUCAUUCGGCUCCUAAUCGAGGAGAUGGAGUCCAAUGGAGUCGUGGAUCUGACGCUGAACUCCCACGACAUGGAGAGGCGCGACGAAGGAGACGACGAGGAAACGGCUUUUGUCAUCGAGCCCACCAGCGAUGCACCCCCCUUGGUGUUUAAGUUCACGAAGAACAAUGGGCAGAACCUCAAGUUCACGAAUGCAGCCAGCUUCUUUGACAACCGCACGCUCACAAACAGCGAGACGCUGCGGAUGGUUUGGCGAGUUAGCUUCAAUGCUGACGAGCAGGAGAUCUCCCCGAAGAAGCCACUUUACUUCUUGAAGGAUCUGGUGGAGCUGCAAAAGCAGCAAGUGCUUCGUUUGCUGUGA